Messenger RNA from Rotaria sp. Silwood2, 3906 nucleotides. Lineage: Eukaryota; Metazoa; Rotifera; Eurotatoria; Philodinida; Philodinidae. The record is from the annotation of a GenBank genome assembly.
AUGGCAGAUGAAUUCAUUCGACAAUUGACACACGACAGUAAUCAAUUCGAGAAAGAAUGGGCGAACAUAGCGAGUCGACUGGAUCAACUGUUUAGACAAUGUGAGACGGAAAAUGUUGACGUAGAAAUUUUCAAGGUUAAAGCAUUGGAUGCUGUAGUUGACUAUAUUCUAGCUGAACCAAAUCCUACAGUCGAACAAAGCUGUAUCAAAGUUAUAUUUGUCGAAGCCGUAAUCAAACAUUGUGCUAGUGAACCCUUACCAUCAUUGGCGGAAAUUGUUCGUAUUGUUCGACGUAUUCUGGAUUGUGAAAUGAUUUUCAACCAAUGGUAUCUCAGUUCGAUCGAAGCAUUUCACUUUAAAUUUCAACUUUGUCUAUGUUUAACAUCAACUCAAUCGUACAAUCUAAUCGAAUCUUUAUUGCAAAGUUUAAAAAAACAUACAUUUUUAAAUGAUCAAUCCGAUAAAGCUACAGAAGAAAAAUGGCAACAUUAUAUUUCGCGACGAAUAUUUUCACCUUUGUCAUGUGAUUCGAAUAAAUUAAAUGAUGAAACGACAAUGCUUGCAAUGCGACCAAUCUUUCAGCAGAUUUUUCGACAUGCAGCUCAUUUGUCCCAUCAAUCACGUGUCUGGGCAUCGAUAAUAUAUGUUUUUACGCGAACAUUACCGACUUUAUUCGAUAGUUAUGUGAAUAUAGACGAUGCUCAAAUCGAUUUUUCGCUAUGUGUUGAAGAACCAAUUUCAACUGAUUAUAUUCUAUUUAUUUCAAAAUCGUACAAUCGAAAUCCGCAUUUGAUCAAAAAUAAUUUUUCUCAGGCAUUAUUGGUCAUCGAGCGUCUUCUCUUGGGACAUCAUAUUCGAGAAGUACGCUACUUUAUUGAUGAAGCGAUAUUGGCUCAUAUGGAAACGGUUGUCGAUAUAGAAGCAUUAGUUCAAAUGUUUGUUCGUGUGUGUCCAUUGAUUCCGAUCAAUCAUCGAAAAGAAUCAUGUAAAGAAGUUAUUUCGAAUAUCACCUACAAGUUAGGUCGAAUGAAAUGUUCAAAAAAAUUGGCCCCACUUUUCUUUGAUUUUGCUCUAAUUCUUCUCGAUUUAUGCGUUCUUGAAGCACCACAAUGCGCCGUAUAUUUACUUGAAAAGAAUGAUUUCUAUCCGUGGAAAGAUUUGGCACCGCGUUUUACUGAUCUUCUUCGUUUGUGUUCGACUUAUGACACGAUCGUGGUGGAAAAAACUUCUAGUGAACUCAACUCCCUCGUUACUAUCCUUCGAUUGGCAGUGGAUCGAGCUAAAGCACAUGCGAUUAUCUAUCGAUCGACACACAAAGAAGCUUUGCGAGCUAUAUCUCGAUGGACUUAUACGACUGAUAGUGAUAAUAAUAAUAAUAAUAAUAAUAAUACUCAUAAAAUAUGGUCUAAUCAUGUUUAUAAUAUGGGACAACCGAUGCUCGAUUUGAUCGAUCAACGACAAAUGACGAUCGAUAUUUGUACGCAAUUGAUCGAAGCGCUUCGAUUGAGAAUUGUUGACAACGAAUCAGGAGAAGAUGACAUACCCAUCAAUUAUACAAUGAAUUCAUUCUUCAUCAAUAUUGCUGCUCAACUAGCAAAUUAUAUAGAUCUACUGAAAGUCUUGUCACACGAUGCUCAUAGUCGAUUGGCAACACUCGUUUUCAUAACACUAUCUCGUCCACUUCGGUAUGAAAAUGGUCAAAUGUCUAUGGAAUUUACCAUCGCCGAGAGACUAUGGCAUCGUCUUUGUUCCUAUCUCACGUAUGAAGCUGAUGUUCGUCUCUAUGAACCGUGCAUUCAACGAAUACAUUCACUUGCUUGUGAUGAAGAUGAAACAAUAUUUUUUCAAUGGUGGUCAACAUUCUGGUGUCAUAUUACAAUGAAAGUACCAGAUGUUGCUGCCAAUUAUGUUGACGAUUUCUUUCGAGAUGUUUUUGAACAUAAGCAAAUUGUCAUAACAUCGUUGUUGCCUAUGCUAUAUUCAAAACGACCCGAAACGUACCAUGCACGAUUGAAUGAUAUCAUUGAUGCACUUCAUAGCAGUGAUGUCAACUCUAGCUGUUGGCUAGCUCAAGUGUUUGUCAAUAUUGCUCAAGAACGUCCGCAAUUGAUUACAUCCACACAAGUUGAUCGUGUAUUUGCCAUUAUUCAAAGUCGAACAAACUCUUCACACGAUCUUUAUUAUCUUUUUCAAGGACUCGGCUCUGUAGCCAAUGUUGAACCGCUUUUAUUUGAUCCUUAUCGUACUAUAAUCUUACGCUUUGUUGUAGAAUUUCAGAGCGUGUCAGCUAUGAAAUGUCUUCAACAGUAUUUUGUUGCUGCGACUCUCGUGACGAGUCUUGCUGUGCAAGUCGAUGCUGUUGACAAUCGCGUGAAUGAUGUCAGCGAGCAAGUAGCUGCACAAGCACGCGAGAUCGAACGUAUCGAUGCAAAAACUCUAAGUCAUGUUCCAGUCGGAUGGGGUCGUGAGGUGUGCAAACUUCUAAACCGACGUGCCAACAACGACUGGCGUUUACUCGGCAAACGUUUUGGCUAUUCAACCAGUGAACUGCGUCAUUGGGCUCUGCAAGUCGAUCCGACCAUGGCUCUGCUCAACGAAUGGUUCAUGACACACAAAACUGAUGAAGCUACCUACGGUCUAGUAAAGAUGCUCGAUGAGAUCUGUCGAGAAGAUGUCACAAUAAUCAUUCGAGACGCAGUAGCUACUAUGGGCGAUCUUAUUCCUGACGACAUGCCUUUCGAUAUCAAACGAUUGCCUCCAGUGUUUUUGUCUUAUCAGUGGGGCGCGCAACAGGCCGUGUUGAACGUGAAAAGUCAUUUGGAAGAAGCUGGCUAUGCCUGUUGGAUGGACACCAGUCAGAUGGGUGGUGGUGACAAACUGUUUGCCAAAAUCGACGCAGGGAUUCGUGGCGCCAAAGUUGUGGUUUGUUGCAUGAACGCGGCUUAUGCUCAAUCGGAAAAUUGUUCACGCGAAGUGCAUCUAGCCGUGAGUACCGGUAAACCCUUGAUUCCGUUGCAGAUGGAGAAACAAAAGUGGCCACCCGAAGGAGCAUUGGGUCCUAUCAUGAGUGAAUAUCUCUUCAUUCGUUUCUUUGAUCGCAAAGGUAACGAUCCGAAUUUCUGGCCCGCGGACAAGUUUAACGAGCUUCUCGGUCAAAUUCGUUAUCAUGUGGCGCCUGAUUUUGACAUGAUCACAGAUCGAUAUCGCAAUUGGUUUGUGCCUCGUGUCGAUAAUCUCAUCUUUUUGCAGCCGACGACCAACACGGAUAACAAUCAAGCGACUAAGAAAGAACAAGUCACUGAUGAUACACCACUGGUAGUCACGCAUCCUCAAGUAAUGAUCUCCUAUCAGUGGGAUCGUCAGUCAGACAUCAUCGCUCUGUACAAACGAUUGACACAACUCGGCUAUCGAUGUUGGCUCGAUAUCUUUCAGAUGGGCGGUGGUGAUUCGCUUUUCGAGAAGAUUGACGCAGGUAUCCGACAUGCCAAGUGUGUUCUUGCUUGUGUCACACCAAAAUAUACACUAUCUAUCAAUUGUCGACGAGAAAUGUCUCUCGCCAAUGCACUAAAGAAGACCAUUGCGCCUCUAUAUCUGGAAGAUACUAGCACUUGGCCUCCGCCUGGUCCGAUGGCCAUGAUAUUUAGCGACAAGCCUUUCAUUGAUUUUCGUCGAUCGAAUGGCAUGUCGGCGGACGCCAAUGUGUGGACAUCGAAAGAAUUUGAGAAAGUCCUUGGUCUACUGAGAGACGCUGUACCUGAAGUGCACACCGAAAAGCCUCAACGAUAUCUGCUGGAAAUGAAAAGACCGACCACAGCAACGGCGAAAUGUGAAGUAGCUGAUAAGCGUCUUGUCAGGGUUAAAAGUGCACCGGUGAAUCCACAAAGUCGAGCUUGCUCGAUUAUGUAA